Bathycoccus prasinos is the source of this 453-nucleotide messenger RNA. RefSeq lists its product with no specific name. Gene Ontology annotation, biological process: vesicle-mediated transport; intracellular protein transport. The record is from RefSeq and is a predicted model, not a curated record. The transcript has a single exon. Gene Ontology annotation, cellular component: membrane coat; intracellular membrane-bounded organelle; AP-1 adaptor complex. Gene Ontology annotation, molecular function: clathrin-cargo adaptor activity. The coding region runs from base 1 to 453 and encodes 150 amino acids. Lineage: Eukaryota; Viridiplantae; Chlorophyta; Mamiellophyceae; Mamiellales; Bathycoccaceae.
AUGAUCCACUUUGCCCUCCUCUUCUCCAAGCAAGGCAAAAUCCGCCUCUCGAAGUACUACGAGCCGUACAGCCAAACCUCUCGCUUAAAGCUCCAAAGAGACGUCAUGAACCUCAUCUUACCUCGACCGACGCGCUUAUGCAACGUCGUCGAUUACAAAACGUACAAGCUCGUCUACAAAAGAUACGCGUCGUUAUACUUCGUUUUCGCGGUGGACGUGGAAGAUAACGCGCUGAUAACGCUGGAAAAGAUUCAACACUUCGUGGAAAUAUUGGAUGCGUAUUUCGGGAACGUGUGCGAGUUGGAUUUGAUUUAUCAGUUCACGAAGGCGUAUUACGUGUUGGACGAAGUGUUCGUGGCCGGAGAAAUGCAAGAGAGUUCGAAACGGUUAGUGGCGAGGUUAGUCAGCGAACAAGACGCGCUCGUCGAACAGAUUAAAGUUCAGGACGAAUAG